This is a messenger RNA of Cajanus cajan (pigeon pea), 1888 nucleotides long. RefSeq names its product putative pectinesterase/pectinesterase inhibitor 12. The record is from RefSeq and is a predicted model, not a curated record. NCBI's taxonomy places the organism in Eukaryota, Viridiplantae, Streptophyta, Magnoliopsida, Fabales, Fabaceae. Gene Ontology annotation, biological process: cell wall modification. Gene Ontology annotation, molecular function: enzyme inhibitor activity; pectinesterase activity.
UCAGUGUCCCCAUCACUCCUCUUACUAAUGUGUCCUAUUUAAGGGAGUCAAAUGUUCAACACCUUCACCUUUGCUGAUUACUUUUUCAUCAUUUUUCAUGGCUUAUUCAUAUCCUAAACUUUUCUUUCUUCUGUUUGCAAUCUUCUUGUCACACACUUGUGCUGUCAACUCUUCCAAUGCUUCCACAACACUUCACACCAAUCUCUCUUCCUUAAGAUCUUUCUGCACAUCAACCCCUUACCCAGAAGUUUGUUUCAACUCAUUGAAGCUAUCCAUCACAAUAAACAUAAGUCCAAACAUUCUCAACUACCUCCUUCAGUCCCUCCAAGUAGCAAUAUCUGAAACCACAAAGCUCUCAAACCUCUUCCACAACGUUGGACACACAAACAUCAUAGAGAAGCAAAGAGGAGCAGUUCAAGACUGCAGCGAACUCCACCAAUCCACUUUGAUUUCUUUGAAAAGAUCACUAUCAGGGAUCCGUUCCACCAACUCCAAGAACAUAGUUGAUGCAAGAGCAUACCUCAGUGCAGCACUCACCAACAAGAACACGUGUCUAGAAGGCCUAGAUUCUGCUUCUGGCACCAUGAAGCCAACACUGGUGAAAUCUGUGAUCAACACUUACAAGCAUGUUAGUAACUCUCUUUCAAUGAUCUCUAAGCCAGGAAAAGGGUCUACCAAAGGCCAAAAAAACCAGCCUUUGAUGGGUGAUUCAAAGUGGCUAUCAAGAAGUGACCAAGGACUCUUGCAAGACUCAGAUGGGGAAGGAUAUGACCCAAAUGAAGUGAUUAUUGUGGCUGCAGAUGGAACUGGGAACUUUACCACCAUCACUGAUGCUAUCAACUUUGCUCCGAAUAACAGCAUGGUUAGGACAGUGAUCUAUGUCAAGGAAGGGAUUUAUGAGGAAAAUGUGGAAAUUCCAAGCUUUAAGACCAACAUUGUGAUGCUUGGCGAUGGAAGUGAUAUCACUGUCAUAACUGGUAACAGAAGCGUUGGUGAUGGAUGGACCACUUUCAGAUCUGCUACUCUAGCGGUUUCUGGUGAUGGCUUUCUGGCACGUGACAUAGCCUUUGUGAACAGCGCAGGGCCAGAGAAGCACCAAGCAGUGGCCUUGAGGGUAAAUGCAGACUUAACUGCUUUCUACAGGUGUGCAAUUUAUGGUUACCAAGACACAUUAUAUGUUCACUCCUUCAGACAAUUCUACAGAGAGUGUGACAUUUAUGGGACCAUAGACUUCAUCUUUGGAAACGCAGCAGUGAUCCUACAAGAAUGCAACAUCAUAUCUAGAAAACCAAUGCCAGGCCAAUUCACUGUCAUCACUGCACAAUCCAGAGAUAGCCCUGAUGAGGACACUGGCAUCUCAAUCCAAAACUGUUCAAUCAUAGCUACUGUUGAUUUGUAUUCCAACUCUAGUAGCUUCAAGAGCUACCUUGGGAGGCCGUGGAGGGUUUAUUCUCGUACCGUGUACCUUGAGUCAUACAUUGAUGAUUUCAUUGACCCUAGGGGUUGGACUAAGUGGUCUAAUGAGCAAGGAUUGGACACUUUGUAUUAUGGGGAGUUUGACAAUUAUGGACCUGGUUCCUCCACUGAUAAUAGGGUAGAAUGGUUUGGGUACCAUUUGAUGGACUAUGAUGAUGCCUAUAAUUUCACGGUUUCGGAGUUUAUCAAUGGAGAUGGGUGGCUUGGGACUACUUCUUUUCCUUAUGAUGAUGGGAUUUGAUUUGAACAGUUUAAAGUAGCUUUUGUUUGUUAUUUGUUAGGCUAGCUACUUGCAAUGGUCCCUAUUCUAUGGCUUUAAGGCCUAAAGUAGGUAGUUACUAAUGUAACAAUGUAAAAUAAGAAAAGUUCAUGCUAAUUACACAUAGCUGAUUUGAUGAAUUCUUAAUUUGAC